Molecule: messenger RNA, 786 nt
Organism: Guillardia theta CCMP2712
Lineage: Eukaryota; Cryptophyceae; Pyrenomonadales; Geminigeraceae
Exons: 6
Coding region: 1-786 (261 amino acids)
Cellular component (GO): nucleus
Molecular function (GO): polyubiquitin modification-dependent protein binding
Source: RefSeq, a predicted model, not a curated record
AUGGCGAGCAUGGAGCCUCGUCAGCUUGUCACGUUGUCUACAACUGGCGUCUGUCUGUCGAUGGCAUUCGCGCAAGUCUUGGCGUCUAAGGGAGAUGCUUCUGGGUUGAUAUUCGGGUCCGUCACGCGAGAGAAGAAGAGUCUCGUCACAGAUAUCGGCUCAAAGCUUGAGCUAGUGGCUUCCAUAGACAUGCAGGUUUUCGAUGUCUGCAACUUUUUCGAUGGCCAUGGGAAUGUGAACGGUCAUGCGAUCUCAAGAGCUUGUGAGAGACAGAAGCAACGGCUGAUAGGGUGGUUCUCCUUUCGAUCGAACGCCCCCCUUCGCCCUUCAUCGAGAGAGAUGUACGUGCAGAGACAAAUCGAAUCGUCUCCUGAAAUCAAAGUCCUGCUCCCAGAAGGGACUCAGCCUGUGUUUGGGUUGCUGUCCACGAGUUACACUAAGAACGCCUCGACUCACUCGCUGGAUUAUCGUUUUCUCUUCAAGGAGAAUUCUCGAUCAACCAUGAAGUCUUUGGAACUUGUGAUCAAGAACGUUCAGACAGACUCCCAGGAGGAGUAUGGUAGUUUCUCCGCCUGCAGCAAGAUGGACGUUCCAAGCCUUAGCUCACUUCAACAAUCUAUCCAACUGCCACCACCCACCGUGAAUCAGAUCGAGAAUUAUGCUGAAGCUGCGCAAGCGCAUAUAAACAGCCUGGUGGAGAAAUUGGACGGACUCAGGAACGAGGUGCUGAAUGAGAGCAGAGAAGUAGAGAGAUUGCAGGCUCAGUAUGCAGGGAUCGAAAGAUAA